ACAGGGAAAUGAAAGUGAAACAAAACCCCACGUCACACUGUAACGAGCCAUAUAAUAGGAACCACCCAGUUAUAGUCAUUCACACUCUACCCACACACUGAGCAGGUCUGGUUUAACCUACGGGCCCAUUCCUAUUCAGAAAUGUCCCAUCAGCAGUCCUACUCCUGGGAGGAAGAUGACUUUCAGCUUCCAUAUGGAGUUGAGAAAAUUGGCCAUGAACAGCCAAACUGCGGCCAGACCUACGUCAUGUACCACGGCACCACCAGGACCAAUGCAACGGCCAUCCUGAGAGAGGGGUUCCGCCAGUCUGCGGGCGGGAUGCUGGGCCGUGGCGUCUACCUCAGCCGGGACCUGAACAAGGCCGGAGCGUAUCCCAUCGACCCUAGUCUACCUGACUCCCAGCGGGUGGUGUUCAGGGUGAAGGUAAACGUGGGGAACGUGAUCGCGAUUAACCACCAGGGCCAUCCUCGCCAGAAUAACUGGCACGAUAGCGGGUACGGGGAGGUCUUCGACACUGCCUGGUGCCCCCCGGACUGCGGCAUGACGAGGAGCGGCAUGGAGGAGGACUGCGUCUGGGACCCCAACCGCAUCAAGAUAGACAGGUGUAUCACUCCAACCCAGGCCCCCUUAAUGCAAGGGACUACCUUGGCUGCUACGGCGAUCAUAAGCUUCGGUAUUAUUUUAUCAUUGCUUUUCCCUUUUUUAAGAUAGGCCCCCCAAUCGGCGUAGACAAUCUGAUUUUUUGUUUGGGGCCCACAAAGAUCAGAGGCCUAUCAUGAGCCAAGAACCCCCCGCCCCCCCGUCAGGAUCUCUCGUCCAUUCCCCCUCCCCCCCUAUGUAACCUCUCAGCCCCAGGGCCCAAUGGCAGGUUAAAGCAGGCCUGGCUCCAACCCCUAUGGCUGGGCAAAUGCCCGGCAAUCGCAUCUAUAAAUAAAGUGGGAGCUUAACUUCAACUAAUGUUGAAGUUAAAAAUGUGAGAACAUGAACUAAUUCGGCCAAAGUUCUGCUUCCUGAUACAGUUGAAUUAUUAAUAGAUCAUGUUUUCACUGUGUUAUUCACAAAAACAUUUAUAAAAUAAAUUUGGUAAAAAACUGUUUUGAGUCCGAAGUUUUGUCCGAUGCAUAACAAAGGAAAACAGUCGAAUAAGAACGAGAAUGUUGGUUGGUGAUUAGGAGGUGGUCACAAGGCAUUUUACGUAGGUUUUUAAUCAGCAGUUUAAUUUGAAACCUAAUUUACAUUUAGGGCCUUUAGCCUUUUUCACACACACACACACACACACACACACACACACACACACACACACACACACACACACACACACACACACACACACACUGUGGCAACCCGGCCCCGACACGGCGGGCCUGGAAGCCCAGAGGGCAGGUAAUACGAGCUGUCUACCACCCUUUUCCCCCAGAGGGCGCCAAGGGUCGCAUUGGCAAGGUCCCACUCAACGCCAACGGGAGACACCUGUGUACCAGGCCAAUCAGACCCAGGUGAGGGCUAUAA
Gadus macrocephalus (Pacific cod) is the source of this 1509-nucleotide messenger RNA. RefSeq lists its product as uncharacterized. Gene Ontology annotation, cellular component: cytoplasm. NCBI's taxonomy places the organism in Eukaryota, Metazoa, Chordata, Actinopteri, Gadiformes, Gadidae. The transcript is spliced from 2 exons. Gene Ontology annotation, molecular function: NAD+ poly-ADP-ribosyltransferase activity. The record is from RefSeq and is a predicted model, not a curated record. Bases 142 to 711 code for a protein of 189 amino acids.